AUGACCGCGACUGGGUCCAUAAACCCGGUUCUGAGCCAAUAUUAUGCGCAAAUUUACCCCCUUUCCGAGUACUUGGACGCGUUGAUUCCUUCAAAACCACACUCCUGGACUACCGAAGCCGAUACUGCAACGUUUCGAGAUUUACUACAGACUACACUGGUCGCACUGCGCUCUUCGACUGAACAAAUACCAACCUAUGCCUACUAUCAUCCACAAUGCUCUCAAUCAGAGGUCAAACCACUCUCUCGUCUUAAUACUGUUCUCAACAUUCUCAGAUCAUGGACCGAGCGCAUGGAAAGCUCGUUCAACGGCGUCAUGCACGAUCACACAACAUUCUUGCGCUCGGAUAUCGACUGGUUUGUUCCAUUCUCCUUGUACGAGCAUUUUGCCAAACCCUUUUAUCAGUGCGAAACCAAGGAUGAACUAGGCAAACCACAGCCAGGACGUGUCAAUAUUUCAAACUAUGCUGUAAACUCAAUGGUCGUCAGUCUGACUUCCCCCGAUUGGUCACUGUUGUUGCAGCGGAGAAGGUCCAAUGUACCAUCUCCUGGUCUCAACGAGUCUAUUUCUUCAUGUAGGCAACGAUUGCUUUUGUCAGGCCACUGGUUCGCCCAUACACGAACUCGGGCCUCUCCAGCUCGGAUCACGCAAAAGGGCUCGGCCAGGGAUAUGGUCGAGCUAUCUUGCGCUUUCAAGAAACAGAAACUUGGUGAAGAGGUUUCAUUGAAAAAACCAAGGUUCAACUCUCCAAACGACAUUAGGAUCAUGAGAGCACGCAUGUUCUACGCAAGUGCAAAGCACCUGUCCCACAUCAAGCUUCGGACCGGCCUCCCUGCCAAACAUAUCCUGAAUCGCAUUUCCUCGGGUGAGAUACGUUCGAUUUCUGUUCGACGGGACAGAGAAUGGGAUGGAGGAGAUGACAUUCGUCUACUUGCCAAGUAUAUCUUUCCGCGUCAAUACGGGCUCCACAACGUCUUCACCUGUGAAAAGGCACGGGGUCCAUGGCCAUUCAAGGACUACACCGUCCGAGAUCAGGAGAUUCAUUCACAAGGGACAAAGAAGACACCUAAGCGCUUACAGUCUGUCUUACCUCUGCUUGGACGUCUUCUCAACGGACACAAGAAGUUGGAUUACGACGCGACCCUCUCACGCACUUGUCCGUCAAAAUUGAAAAUGACAGCAAAUAGCACUGUUGAUUCGUCGGUGAUUUUGGAGCUCAUGUCUGAAUCAACGCAACCAUCGAGUACCCAACUAUUUGCUCCGGAUGGACAUCAAAUAAAUACCUCGGCACCACCCAUUCACAAGCAGACAUCCCCUAAGCCUAGGUUUGCCGAGUUUAUGUGCUCGCAUCGAGAGGUUAUCUCAUUUGUGCUUGCUAUCACCUCGUCAGUCAUUCCAAAUGAGUUAUGGGGAUCAGCUGAGAAUUAUAAGCAUGUAUCGAAACGAAUUGCCGAGUUUAUCGAUUUGAGACGCCAUGAAAGCCUCACUCUUCAUUCUGUCGCACAAAAUGUCAAGGUGUUAGAUUUUGCUUGGGCGUUCCCAGAGCAUAAUGGCAACAAAGUUUCAAAGAGACCCCCUUCAGAUGCGAACAAAGCUCGAGAACUUGUGGACGAGUUUCUCUACUGGUACUUUGACUCAUUUCUCCUUCCACUCCUCAAGACAACGUUUUAUUGUACAGAAUCUUCUGCGUUCAAGAGCCGAGUGCUUUACUUUCGCCAAGACGACUGGCUGCGCUUGACAGAGCCCCUGCUCGACAAGCUCUGCUCAGAAACCUUCAUCAAAGUUCCACUGAAUGAGGUACAGCAAGAUAUAGAGGGCAGGAAGCUUGGGUAUGGCCAAGUUCGGCUACUACCAAAGGAGACUGGGGUGCGACCAAUUGUCAAUCUUGGCCGCAAACUAGCUGUAAAGGAGAGACCAAAGGAUCCAGGAUUUUCAAUCAAUCAGAUGUUGCAAGCCACCUUUCAGAUAUUGACGUUUGAAAAGCAACGCAAUCCAUCCCUUCAAGGCUACUCUGUUACUGAUAGCACCGGUAUCUACACUAAACUCAAACAGUUUAAGGAACGGCACCGCUCUCCGGAUGGGCGAAUGCCGAAGCUCUAUUUCGUGAAACUGGAUGUCCGUGCCUGCUUUGACACGAUCGAUCAAGGCUUGCUUCUUGAGAUCAUCCAGCGCAUCAUCCAAGAGGAAAAUUACCUCCUACAACGCUACACCCAAGUUUAUCCAAUGGUUGGAAAGAUACAAAAACGCUUCACUGGCUACGCUAUUCCCGAAGAUGAGACCCUUGAUGUGCUUACGCUCGCAUCCAAGCUGGCGACAAUAGUCCGGCAUACCGUGUUCACUGAUCAAGUUGUUCAAACAUUCGAGGAGCGGGACGAAGUUCUCUCGCUUCUUGAAGAGCAUAUUACAUCCAAUAUUGUAAAGAUUCGAGGGGAAUUCUACAAACAACAAGUUGGCAUUCCGCAAGGGUCUGUCCUAUCCACUAUCCUAUGCAACUUUUUCUAUGGAGAUCUCGAAGCUUCUAAUCCGUUUUCAUUUGUCAAUGAUCCAUCGCAUGUACUUCUACGGUAUAUGGAUGACUAUCUACUCGUUUCAACCAGUCUUUCUGCAGCACACCAGUUUCUCGAGAUGAUGAAACAGGGACAUCCACAAUAUGGCUGUUUCAUUGCCGAAGACAAGACCAUCACCAAUUUUGAACACAUAGCAGCCGGUACGGUCGUUCGAGAAGAAAAUUAUAUGCCCUGGUGCGGGCUACACGUCAACCUCCAAAGUCUCGAUGUAUCCAUCGACUUUACCCGUUUCCAAGGCAAAAACAUCCUGAAUGCACUCAGUGUCGACUCGAGCCAUCGUCCUGCGGCGUCGUUCAAAUACAAGAUAAUGAGCAAUGGCAAACUGACCUCGCGAAACAUCACCAGUUCAUUUGCAGUUCGAUUAAAGAAAUAA
Molecule: messenger RNA, 2940 nt
Organism: Serendipita indica DSM 11827
Lineage: Eukaryota; Fungi; Basidiomycota; Agaricomycetes; Sebacinales; Serendipitaceae
Source: the annotation of a GenBank genome assembly